AUGAGUUCAGAGAUCCCAACCCUGCGUUGGGGCAUCAUCGCCACAGGACUGAUCUCGUCUUGGUUCGUGCAGGACCUGGCGCUGGUUCGGAAGGACGCGAAAGCGAAUCAUGUCAUCCAAUCCAUCGGCUCUUCCUCGGUCGACAAGGCACGCGCCUUUGUCAGCAAACACCUUCCCGGGAAGCAGCCGACCGUAUAUGGGAGCUACGAGGAGGUCUACCGUGAUCCGGAGGUGGACAUCGUUUAUAUUGGCACCCCUCACGCCUUUCACAAACAGAACUGCCUCGAUGCCAUCCACGCCGGCAAGCACGUCCUGUGCGAAAAGCCAUUCGCCCUCAACGCCGACGAAGCCAAAGAGGUCUUUGCCGCAGCCAAAGCCAAGGGGAACGUUUUCGUGAUGGAGGGCGUGUGGACCCGGUUUUUCCCUCUCACCCGCACGCUGCACGACCUGCUCCACCGCGACAAGAUCAUCGGCGACGUCCAGCGUGUCUUUUGUGAUUUUGGCAUGAAGAUGGACGUCGCCGCACUCCCCGCCGACUCAAGACUCAAGAACCCGGCGUUGGGCGCCGGCAGUCUGCUGGACAUCGGCAUCUACAGCCUGACCUGGGGUCUGCUGGCGCUGGAUCCGCUAAGGCAGGCAGUGAAGCCCACGAUUGCCGCCACCCAAAAUAUCGAGUACGGCAUCGAUACGGCGUCUUCCAUCCUCUUGCAGUACCCCGGAAAGCAGGGAAUCUUGACCUCGACAAUGGCGGCCAAGACACCGACUUCUUUUGCCAGAAUCGAGGGGAGUGAGGGAUACAUCGUCGUGGAUGGGUUUGUGGCCUCGGUUCCUGCAUCGUUCACGGUCCAUUCGUCCAAACUAGGGGGGACGGAAACCGGGCCGGAUGGACUGCAAGUGAAAAAGUACGAAUUCGAGAGGCCGGGUAGAGGCUUCUACUGGGAGGCGGAUGCCGUCGCACGCGACAUCGCUGCCGGCAACACCGAAGAUGCCAUCAUGCCUUGGGAGGAGACCGUUCGUGUGCUGGAGAUUCUAGACCAGGUCAGGAAACAGGGUGGCGCAAGGUUCCCACAGGAUAAAUAG
Molecule: messenger RNA, 1080 nt
Organism: Capronia epimyces CBS 606.96
Lineage: Eukaryota; Fungi; Ascomycota; Eurotiomycetes; Chaetothyriales; Herpotrichiellaceae
Exons: 1
Coding region: 1-1080 (359 amino acids)
Molecular function (GO): nucleotide binding
Source: RefSeq, a predicted model, not a curated record